Molecule: messenger RNA, 681 nt
Organism: Thlaspi arvense
Lineage: Eukaryota; Viridiplantae; Streptophyta; Magnoliopsida; Brassicales; Brassicaceae
Source: the annotation of a GenBank genome assembly
AUGGCUAAUCCUAAGAAUUGGUCAUCUCUUCUAAUUAUGUUAGUCUUGACCUUGUACGCCAUUGUUGCUCAUGCAAGUGCCCAGUACACCUAUUCUUCACCAUCAUCACCACCAUAUGCUUAUACCUCUCCACCAUAUGUUUACAAAUCUCCACCACCUCCUCCAUACGUCUAUAGCUCUCCACCACCUCCUCCUUACGUGUACAGCUCCCCACCACCUCCUCCAUAUGUUUACAAGUCACCACCACCUCCUCCAUACGCCUAUAGCUCUCCACCACAUCCUCCCUAUGUUCACAAGUCGCCACCACCACCUCCUUAUGUGUACAGCUCUCCACCCCCUCCUCCAUAUGUUUACAAGUCACCACCACCACCUCCAUACAUCUAUAGCUCUCCACCACCUCCUCCCUAUGUUCACAAAUCUCCCCCUCCUCCUCCAUACGUCUAUAGCUCUCCACCACCUCCUCCAUAUAUUUACAAGUCCCCACCACCUCCUCCAUACGUCUAUAGCUCCCCACCACCUCCUCCAUACGUCUAUAGCUCUCCACCACCUCCUCCUUACAUCUACAGUUCACCGCCACCUCCUUACGUUUAUAGCUCUCCCCCACCUCCUCCAUAUGUUUACCAGUCGCCACCACCUCCUCCCUACCUUUACAAAUCUCCGCCUCCUCCUCCAUUGUACUAA